AUGAGUAGCAUCAUCAAGACCAUCUUUCAUAACGGAUCUGGAGGCGAGGAAGGCUCAUCCUCAAAUAAUAAUAAUAAUCAGGAUGAUCUUCAUAACCGAUUGGUUGCUGGAGUGAAUGAGCAGCCAAAGGCUUUUGCCACGAAGGACAAAGUUGUUCCAGUGAGUAAAGACUCGUUUGAUUCCGACAGUCACUUUUAUCCAAAAACAAUCAACGCCCAAGUGAGUGAAAUUGUGAGCGAUUUUAUGAUGUUAGGAAAUUCAAGAAUUUUAAAGCGUUAUCUUCAUUUGAACCCUCAAGUUGAUGAAAAACAUCUCACUGAACUCCUUUCCUACAAACCCAAAUUCUUUCACUGGUCCGGAGCUGAUUUAUUCAAUGUCACCAAUUCUCAAGGUUUGAGAAAGAUGGUCCUCAUUGAAACUAACAGUUGUCCAAGUGGACAAAAAUCUAUGCCAGUGCUCAAUAUGCAUGACGAUCAUGGUGGUUACAGAACUCUUAUUGAAAAAACUUUUAAACCCAUGUUGGAAGAACACGAAAAACAACUCGGAAGCAAUACAGUUCCCAAUGGAAAAUUAGCUGUCAUUUAUGAUAAGAAUAAGAUGGAAACUAGUGGCUAUGCUGCAACAAUGGCCGAUGUUUUCGGAGAGACUGUUUAUUUGGUGGAAUACCUUGCAAGCGACAAGGAUCCACCAGUUCGUUUUGUAGACAAUGGUCAAAUUUUGCAAAUUCGUGACAAGGACAACAACUGGAUCAAUAUCCGUGGAUGUUUCCGUUAUGUCACACAACGACCAUGGGACAGACUACCCGUUUCUAAAAUUCGUACCAUGAUCAUGAACCCAGUGAUUUGUUGUCUGGCAGGAGGACGAAACAAAUUAUUGGCUGCUAAGGCAUACGACUUUUUGAACAGUCAAUACAAUGGUUAUGGAAUUCGUCUCAAUACUCCAAGAACAAUCAGAGACGUCGAAAAGAAAAUUGUUCCCAUUUGGGUUGAAUCUUUUGGUGGAUAUGCAGUGGUUAAGAAUCCUUAUUCUAAUGGCGGCCAAGGUGUGUGGACAAUAACUUCACCACAAGAAUUGGAAGAGUUUAUGAAAACUGAAGAUCGUUAUGACCAAUUUAUUGUGCAAUCUUUAAUUGGAAAUUCGAAAUGGUCUUCACACACACAUCAAGGACAAUUGUAUCAUGUUGGAACAGUACCCGACUCAAAGAGAAAUAUUUAUGUGGCUGAUUUAAGAAUGAUGAUCAUGUAUGAUUUUGCAAAAGGAGGAUUUUCACCUGUUGCUCUGUAUGCAAGAAAAGCAAAGAGCCCACUAACUGACGACAUUGAAGGAAAAGACUCGUGGGACAUGUUGGGUACCAAUUUAUCGAUCAAGCUUGGACAAGAUAAAUGGGACACUGAUCAAAAAAGAUUAAUCAUUUGUGACAGAAAAGACUUUUCCAAGUUGGGUCUGGGUGUCGACAAUUUGAUUGAUGCUUUCAUUCAGACAGUUUUAGCUACAGUUGCAAUUGAUAAGCUCGCAACCAGAUUGAUCACUGAAAACCAACGAUUCGACAGAGAUUUAUUCUUUAGUUUGAACCGUGAUGACGCCCUUCUACAUGAAAUUUGUCGAAUCGGCGAUGAAGGCGAAGAAAAAGGAGUAGAUGACUUGGAGAAGACCAAAUUCACAGCUGCCCUUAAUUUUAACGAAUAA
Naegleria fowleri is the source of this 1686-nucleotide messenger RNA. RefSeq lists its product as uncharacterized. Lineage: Eukaryota; Heterolobosea; Eutetramitea; Acrasida; Naegleriidae. The transcript is spliced from 6 exons. Bases 1 to 1686 code for a protein of 561 amino acids. The record is from RefSeq and is a predicted model, not a curated record.